CUGUGAUGGUCACAUGAUAAUGUUGUGGGUAUAUUACUCCAAAUAUCGGCGCUUGUUCUCCAGUCCGAGUCGAGCUGAGCUGAGCUGAGCCGAGCCGGGUCAGUGUUGCCGGUGCAGGAGGAGAAGCUGUGCAUGGUGCAGGGUUGAACUUUGGAUGCAUUCACGGACCUGACGGAGUUAAAGAAGAGAAGCCUGGAGUUACAGCAACGGGACGAAACCUUUGAGGCAAUUAUGAGAAACGUGGAGCUGUGACUUUUAUUUCUACUCACACUGACAGAAAAUAAGGAGGACAUGGAGAACAAGGCCAUGUAUCUGAGCACAUAUGAAGAGAGAGAGAACGGCUCCAUGUACGAAGAGGCCUACGAUGGCCGAAACCUGUCCAAACUCAACCUAUGUGAUGAAGGUUCUGGUAAACGCCGUCGGAAACAGGAUCAGUGCUGUAGUCACCUGAACUCCCUGUCGGCCAUCAAGUACGCCAUCGUCUCCCUCUACAUCCUGGUUCUUCUCACCAUCUUUGGACUUUGCCUGGCAGUGUCUCGGUCCCAGGUGUCUUCGCAGCGGCAGGAGGUGCUGGUGGAGAACGUGACCCGGAUGUCGGAGCGGUCCCGGGUGGUCCAACAGACUAUGGGCGAGGCGUCCGCUGAGGCCGACCUGCUGGAGAACAUCUGGAAGCUGGAGAACCUCUUCCAGAACCACAGUGACUGGCUCCAGAGGCUGGAGAUUCUCAUGAAGGGUUUGGAGGUGGAGUUGAGAAGCAUGCAGGGUCAUUCCCUUCAGUCCGAGGGCUACCUGGUGCAACUGGACGACCGGUUGUCCUCUUUAAGCAACUCCGCUGGCAGAAACCUCACCAGUUUGACUGCAGAGGUGGCCCGGACCUCCAUGUGGCUCCGAGACCAGGACCUUCUACUCAGGGAAACCUCAGGACACAUGAGCAACCUGAGAGAGAAACUGGAUGAAGUUAACUGGACGGUGGGAGCUGUCAAUCACACCUUCAGCAACGACAUCAGCGUUCACCACCUAAAGAUACAGGACCUGCAGAUCCAGAUCAGCAACAUAACCGAGGACACCAGCAGUUUAUGGGUCACCCACGUCCAUACGGAGGCCCAGCUGAGGAACGAGAUGGAGAUCCUCAACACAAUCACCGAGGACUUGAGGCUGAAGGACUGGGAACACUCCAUGGCCCUGAAGAACCUCACCAUAAUAGAAGGGCCUCCUGGGCCAAAGGGAGACAAGGGUGAUAUUGGAGCGCUGGGGCCUCCGGGGGCCCCUGGGCUGACGGGUUUAAGAGGGUUUACAGGAGAAAAAGGCCUCCAGGGCCCUCGGGGAAUGAAAGGAUCGAUGGGACUCGAUGGUCUUCAAGGAGAAAAAGGAGACCCUGGACCUGUUGGACCCAAAGGUGAGAGAGGCGACCGGGGGAUGAAGGGGGAGAAGGGCGAUCGAGGAGACAGAGGAGAGAAAACAGUGGAGGAGACUCUGGUCCGGCUUGUGAACGGUUCAGGUCCCCAUGAGGGUCGUGUGGAGGUUUUCCAUGAGCGGCGUUGGGGGACGGUGUGCGACGACGUCUGGGAUAAAAAUGAUGGCAAUGUUGUGUGCAGGAUGCUGGGAUACAGAGGAGCCACUGAAGUCCAUAAGACCGGACGCUUCGGACAAGGUACUGGUCUCAUCUGGAUGGACGACGUGGCCUGCAACGGGACUGAAAACACCAUCCACCAGUGUAAGUUUUCCGGUUGGGGGAAAACAAACUGCGGCCAUGUUGAAGAUGCAGGAGUGACCUGCGCCGUCUGAGCAGACGUAUCAUGAAGCAGCUGCAGCAGCCGACCACCUCCUCCAACACUGCCUUAAACCUUCACGAAGCUCCAAGAUGAACAGCUUACAGAGAUGCCACCUAUCUUCCUUUUUUUACCUAUAAAAAGCUGAUAAACCUUGAUAUUUUGCAGAAAGUGAGGAGAAACACUUCAGCCGACUAAAUAUAACCAUAAAUGUUGUCAUAUUUUUUCAUGGAUUGCCAUCACAGCUCAAAACACCAGCAUCCCUUUCUUCUUCUUGCAGAGAAAUGUGUCUAGCCUUUCGGAUCUCAUCAGGAUCAAACUGUUGUGUUGUUUUGUUCUGGUUUAUGUCCCUUUCUACUCGUUUGACAAACCUCCAUGUCAUGCACAAACUGAACCUGCAGCAGCUAAACAUGACGUUAUGAAGGUUUGAGUCCAUGGCCUGAAAACAUGUGACGGAUGACUCUGAGCGGACUCUUCAUCAGGACUUCAGAGCAAUGAAGUUCUGCUCAUGCUCAGAGUUCAGACCGUUUGGACCUAAAGAGUUCCUAAAGACCUACGACAAACAGAAACUGACAAGACUGUGACAAACUGAUGUUUCCUUUGUGGGCGGAUGCUGCUCAUUCACAGUGUUAUAAUCAUGUAGGAAUGGCUUCUGCAAAACAUACCACGUACAGUGUUGCCUUAUGAUAUACAGCUUUGCCCGGCUCUGAUUCUGUGAUUUGCAGGUCACAAAUCUUAAACAGCCUAGAAAAGAGUAUUUUUAUUUAUACUUUCACUUUUUUUUAGCUUUCACCUUUUCACCAAACACUGCUAAAAGAAUAUAUUUUAUCUUUGUAACACGGAGAUUCAUUUUUCAAGUACGCAAAAUGGAUAAUUUUCUCAACAUUUGGGCGUCUUGUCCACAUGUAAAUGGAUUUUUACAAAGGAAGAUUUUUAUGAGGAUAUCGGAGAGAUUGGAAAACGAUGGCAUCAUUUAUAUUAUGUCUAUUAUUUCUUUGUGUGAUGAAGCUGCACCUGAAACAUCCAAUCCAGGUGUAUAGAUCAGUGGAUGACCUGCAGUAGAUGAAGGUCAGCACCGAUACCUUUUGGAGACGGACCAGACCGGACCAGCAUUAUGGACAAAUCCACAUCAUGUAAAGACACUUCCACAACCAACACUUAAGGAAAUGAAAGUUUACAACUGAACUUGUUGCUGCUUCACCUUCAUGACAGAUUAAAGCCUCUGCAUCUGCUACGUCCAGGAUUAUCCACAGUGUCCAACAACGAUGGUUUAACUGAGUGUUCGGACCAGUUUGGAGUGGUAUUUGUGUUGCUGCGUGGACAGAUAUUUAAUAAAACGAGGACAAAAAAAUAAAAAUAUCCGUUAGUUUAUACAGGUCACUAAAUAAUAGGACAUUACAUCGAUUGUGUCAUACAUUUUUAAAAUACAGCAUCUCUGAUAAGGGUGUGAAAGACAUUGAAGCAGCUCCAUUUUUAUAUUUUUAUUUGGCAUAAAAGCAGGAAUAAAUAACAGCAAAAACAAAAUCUGCCUGUACCACUAAUGCCUCUGAGUGUAACGUUCACUCAUUUUUCAGCAAUAAAUUUUGUGUCUGUAGAACUAUUUUAUGCUGGAUGCAAAGCACCAAAUAACAGGAAAACAGACAAAGAGAAUGAAAACCUAAUUGGAUGCUCAGCAGAUGAAAACCAAACUGUCUUGGAUCAGUUUUACAGGCAUGAGCAUGAUUCCAAAUCCCGUUGUGACUGCAGAAUCUGUAAGGAGAUAACAUACAGAUGGAUGACACAUUUCUGGGUGUAUUUCAGUGCAGCGGUAUCUUCAUUUGUUCCUAUGUUUUUUGCAAGAGGAAUCACAAAAAACAAACUACAUCUAUUACAUUUAGCAGGAAUGAUUUGGCUUUUAAUGCAUCUAAAGGCAUUUGUUUUCCUCUCUUCUUUUGACUCUUUUCAUUUGUUAGUUGUUUUUGAUAUUUUUUUUUUUUAUCACUUCUGCUGUUCUUUUCCAACAAGUAGAACAAUUUCAUCAGAGAGAGGUGAUAAAUUAUGAGAAAAAUCUGACGGUAAAGGUCUUUGUAGGAUACUCUUCAUGAAGUUUUAUUGUAUAGUUUGACCAGAUCUCAACCCAAAUGGACAGAUUUUCACCACCUCCAUCAUCAAAGCAACAAAUGAAGGUAUAUAUCUUGAAAAAUGUUGUUAUUAUGUUGGGUUUUUCCUUUAAUUUGUUGCCCCAUUGCAUGUUUUGUGGAUUUUUCAGCCUCAAAAUAAUGGACUCUUACAGCUUUUAUCACAGUUUUAACAUAGAAGUCCGGGCAUAUUUUGACCCGCAAAGUUGCUAUUUACUGAGUGGUUUGUGUUUAUAGAAGAGUCUGCAGCUAACAAAGAUUUUGGAAAUGUUUAUCAGUCAUUGCAGCUGACAGAGGAAGUGAUCAGAAAGAGGGAGAACAGAUGAAUACAAACAGAUGGAUGCAUGGACGCCUGCCAUGUGUGAUUUAUAACCAUGAGCCUGUCAGUGUUUACUGCCAAAAGGGUUUUUUAGUAUUAAUACUCAGGCACAUGCACAGCAAACAGACCACCACCCACAGGCCUUUUCUCUCAGUAGGUCUUCAUGUUUAUGACUCAACUCCAAUCCCAAAGUAUUGGUACUUCCCAAGUGUCCUUGUUUUCCUCCGAUCCUGAGCGAAGAGGAGACGUUCAGCUGCAAGUCAGACUAUAACAUAAUGCAAUAACCCGUCUCUGUACGCUAUCAUGUUUUAUAUUUGAAAAGGGCUUUAAAACAUUCACUGCACCUUCUGUUGUCGAGUUCGUGUUCCUUCUUCAGUCUGUGGUGAUGUCAGUCUGCGUAAGUCGUCCAACUUUAAGCAGAUUAAGAGUUAUCUGGUGCAAAACGACACAUGCUGUCCAUGUGAGACCAGGAUAUGGAUUUUAUUUAGCAUCACAGUGCAGCCAGAAAUCACUUUUUCUACCUCAUGUUCAGGUGCACGACUGUUUGUCGAGGGGUUCGUGACUGCCACUGAAGAAGACAGAUUAGACAAAGAAAAAAGAUCAAUGAGGUGAGAAAAAUCAAUUUACUAAUAUAGGAUGUCUCGAAGAAUAGAUGAUCCCAGCGUGAGACAUACAGCACCAUGCAUGAUGAAGAAAGGUGUUUCUUGCAUCAAAAUAUAAACCCUGUUAAUUUUACAACUGUGCAUGGCUCAUUAUACUAUUUCACUUUUAUUAAGUGUAUUUUUUGAUCACUGUAUUUGUCAUUUUCUGAUAAAGAGCAACCAAAAUUGAUACAUUUAAAAUACAAAAGUAGAAUACUUCCCCAGAAAAUUCAGAUUUUAUUGUGCAGGCACUAUAUUUAUCCAUAUGCUGUUGCCCGUAAAGGUGGAAUAAUUUUGUUUUCAGACACAUUCCUCUUUUUAUUCCUAUUUAUACACAUCAGAAUUAACCUUUGGGGCAGUGAUAACAUACUGAAUCGCAGUUACACUUUAUCUAUUAAGAAUAAAUCACAUUGUCACAAUAAUUUCAUGAGAAUAGGUAAAAAAAAUAUUUUAUUUAUUUUAUUUUUAUGGGUAACAAUGUAUUGGCAAGCCCCCCAGUUAAGCAAAAUGUGCUCGACAGGUUGACAAAAAUCUUAAAAUGGGGUAUCAGGUGCAAAAUGGAGUGGGGUUCACAUUUUGAUGCCCACUUCUGUACAGAAAUAACUGAAACAUCCUAUUUUUUUUUUACUAGAAACACCUGAGCUGCAUGCCUUAUUUAUCAUGCAUGUUCCUAUAUUUCUCCGUCUGCAGUUUUCUUGAAAAGUAAAGGAUUGAAAAGAGUCAGUUUUCUAUAAGACACACAGUAUUUUCCUUAUAUUUCUCCAUAAUCUGUACUCCAGCACCAGCUCAGCAUAGGUAUAGUAAUUCAGUAGUAAGUCUUCUUUCUAAUAGUGUUUACACAUUGCUAACAUUUUAAGGGUUACACCAGCUGACAUUUAGCCCUUAACAGGUGCAAACUCCUCUAUAAAAUCAUAGUUGACAUGCAGCAUCUGGUUGUUUUACCAUAUAUUGUAUAAUUAACAGUGUUACCACUGAUUGCCACUAUUGUCAUUUGCACUAGCUUAACAUUAAUGCUCUAUAGUUCUCACCAAAUCAUAACCCUGUGUUCUAUUCACAUACCUUUUGGUGGUUGUUUGGUGAUUCAUGUCUUCAAUUUUUAGCAUUUAGCCUCUUCACUAUGAGGCAGAAUCAGAGUUUAAUAGGCAACAAGAUAGCAAAGCAAUAUUGAAUCAUAAACUCUGCAAUAUGAAUAAAUCCUUUCACUGGUUGGUAAUGAAAACAUCAUUAUCUGGAGUUAAAAAGCCCUGAACAGUAGAGGUUAGACUCCCAAGUCACUGUAUUUGUCCAGAAUGGCACAACAGAGCUACUUUGAAACAUUUUUGUGCUGAUAGUGCAUGUGAAUAAGCACCAUCGCUGCAUCUUUUACCUGAAAUCUGUUUUCUGCUAUCACAUGUCUUACACUGACACCAAUAUGUGGUUCAGUUUAUACUUCACACCCACAGUCAGAUCCAUUAGUAUUUGGACACAUUUUGGUCACAAAUGUUGUCAUUUUGCUUCUGUUUACCACCAUGUUGGACCUCAUGUGCUGUUCUUUUCCUUCCACAUUUCCACACUUUUCUCUUAAAUAAGUAAAAUAUAUAUAGCACAUUUCACAGAAAGAAUUCACAAAGUGCUUUACAGUAAAAUCAGAAGUAGGAUACAUAGACAAAGACACACAGACAUAAAAGCUUAAAAGCAAACUGUCAAAAACCCACAUCGAACUAAAAGCCUGUCUAAACAACAGGGUCUUCCGCUGCUUUUGAAAGGACUCAACAGAAUUUAAAGUGCAAAGUGACAGUGGUAAUGCAUUCCAUAGUCUGGGGGCCAUUGUUUGAAAGGCUCGAUCCCCUCUAGUUAUGACCAGCAGGCAUCAACUCAAUGAUCUAAGAGCAUGUGUAGGGUUACGCAAUUAUAGCAACUCAGAAAUGUAAACAGGUGCUUGACCAUUUAAAGCUCUCAAAGUGAGCGCUAAAGUUUUAAAGUUAAUCCUUAAAUGAACUGGGAGCCAGUGGAGCUCUGUGGUGAAUGUGAAUCUGUUUUCUGGUGUGAGUUAAAAGUUUUACCAUCAUUCUGGUACAAGUUCACUUUGGCUUCAUCCAGCUAGAGAAUAUUUUUCCAGAACUGAUCAGGCGUUUUCACAUGUUUUCUGUCAGAUUCUACUGUGUUCACUGCAAAAAUCAAAACCUUACCAAGAGUAUUUCUGUCAUUUGUAGUCUAAAUAUCUCAUCACACUUAAAAUAAGACAUAAUCACCUAAAGAGUAACU
This is a messenger RNA of Sphaeramia orbicularis (orbiculate cardinalfish), 7090 nucleotides long. RefSeq names its product scavenger receptor class A, member 5 (putative) (gene scara5). NCBI's taxonomy places the organism in Eukaryota, Metazoa, Chordata, Actinopteri, Kurtiformes, Apogonidae. Gene Ontology annotation, biological process: zymogen activation; iron ion transmembrane transport. The transcript has 12 exons. Gene Ontology annotation, molecular function: ferritin receptor activity; serine-type endopeptidase activity. The coding region runs from base 292 to 1785 and encodes 497 amino acids. Gene Ontology annotation, cellular component: plasma membrane. The record is from RefSeq and is a predicted model, not a curated record.